GAUUCCUCACGUGCGGGGGUUGAUUUGUACUUUGAACACGUGGCUCAUUCAGAGAAGCCGGAAUAUCCGAGUUUUUUUUUUCUUCAAUCUUUUUCCUCUCUUCUUCAGUUUUAUUUAGAGGCGGUGCCGACAUUAACACAUGUGACAUUUAAGUCGUUCUGGCAAAGGAACAUCGUCCCGCCAUCCUCGGGAGAAACGGAAUUAAUAAUUAAGUUUUUUUUCCCGCAAGGGAGAGGGCGAGCGAACGCUACCACGGUCAGCACGUCCAUCAAAUAUCUCCGGUAGUGCGGUCUGAUUGGGGAGUACGCGAGCGAGCCACUCCGUUCGGCUUCAGUACCAUUCGUUUAAAGACAGCCCUUCCGCGAGCACCGACAAAGGAUUUCUCUCUCUCGUGCACUAAAGGUCGACUUUAAGGUGCAGCAACAUGAACAAGCUUUAUAUCGGCAACGUGAGCGAAGAGGCCAGUGCGGUCGACUUGGAAAGUAUCUUUGAGCAGUGGAAGAUCCCUUAUAGCGGACCGUUUCUCGUUAAAACAGGGUACGCGUUUGUAGAUUGCCCGGAUGAAAAGGUAGCAAUGAAGGCCAUCGACACUCUCUCAGGUAAAGUAGAACUUCACGGAAAACUACUAGAAGUGGAACACUCUGUACCCAAACGACAAAGGAGCUGUAAACUCCAGAUCAGGAACAUACCACCUCACAUGCAGUGGGAGGUUCUGGAUGGGUUGUUAGCACAGUACGGCACAGUUGAAAGCUGUGAACAAGUGAACACAGAGACGGAGACAGCUGUAGUAAAUGUACGCUAUGCAGCCAAGGACCAAGCCAGACAGGCACUGGAGAAGCUGAACGGCUUCAUGAUGGAGAGCUAUGCGCUGAAGGUCUCGUUCAUCCCCGACGAGCUGGCCACUGGCCCCGAAGGGCCCGGCUUGGGGGGUCGCCGAGGGAUGGGCUCCCGUGGAACCCCUCGCUCCGGCUCCCCUUCCAUGGGCGCGCGGCCCAAGAUGCAGUCGGACGUGCCGCUGAGGAUGCUGGUGCCAACGCAGUUUGUGGGCGCCAUCAUCGGCAAGGAGGGCUCCACCAUCCGCAACAUCACCAAACAGACCCACUCAAAGAUCGACAUCCACCGUAAGGAGAAUGCGGGCGCUGCAGAGAAGCCCAUCACGGUGCACUCCACCCCCGAGGGCUGCAGCGCCGCCUGCCGCAGCAUCAUGGAGAUCAUGCAGAAGGAAGCCAUGGACACCAAGUUCACUGAGGAGAUCCCUUUGAAGAUCCUGGCUCAUAAUAAUUUUGUGGGCCGUUUGAUCGGCAAAGAAGGACGCAACCUGAAGAAAAUCGAGACGGACACAGAGACCAAGAUCACCAUCUCUCCUUUGCAGGAUCUGACCCUGUACAACCCUGAGAGGACCAUCACUGUGAAAGGAUCUAUCGAGGCCUGUACCCAGGCUGAGCAGGAAGUGAUGAAGAAGAUCCGAGAGGCCUACGACAAUGACAUCGCUGCUAUGAAUUUACAGUCAAACCUGAUCCCUGGACUGAACUUGAAUGCGCUGGGGCUGUUUCCUGGCGGGGCGUCUGGGGGACUGAGCCCCUCCAUGAUGUCCGCGCCCCCUGCUGGGCCUGGACACCCCUCCUUUGGUGGUCCGCAGGAGACGGAGACUGUGCACCUGUUCAUCCCCGCACUGGCAGUGGGGGCCAUCAUUGGCAAACAGGGGCAGCACAUCAAACAGCUCAGCCGCUUCGCCGGCGCGUCAAUCAAGAUUGCCCCAGCGGACGGUGCUGAUGCCAAACAGAGAAUGGUCAUCAUCUCUGGCCCUCCGGAGGCCCAGUUCAAGGCUCAGGGCCGUAUCUUUGGAAAGCUCAAGGAGGAGAACUUCUUUGGACCGAAAGAGGAGGUGAAGCUGGAGGCCCACAUCAAAGUCCCAUCCUCUGCUGCUGGCAGAGUCAUUGGGAAAGGAGGCAAAACUGUGAACGAGCUGCAGAACCUGUCCAGUGCUGAGGUGGUGGUGCCCAGGGACCAGACGCCAGAUGAGGAGGACCAGGUGGUGGUCAAGAUCACAGGCCACUUCUACGCCAGUCAGGUGGCCCAGCGCCGUAUCCAGGAGAUCCUCUCUCAGGUGAGGCGGCAGCAGCAGCCUAAGCCCAGCCCCUCUGGCCCCUCAUUGGCCAGGAGGAAAUGAAGCUGCUUGGUCGCCCGGGAGACGCAGUGCUGAUUGGACAGGACAUGACACGCCCUUCCCUGUAGCCUGGCCCUGCCUGCCUGCCUUCAGUCCCGCCCACGCCGUGAGAGUGUCCACCUCAACACAACCAUGUAGACUUUUCUUUUGUUACGAUCUCAAGAAAAACACAAGGACACAAGGAAGUAUCUUUCUCUGCGCCGGUGUGACUGUUGCACACCCUCCCCACAAAUGUUUCAGUUUCAUUUGUCAAGGACAUUUAAGGAAACUAGAUUUUUUGCGAACUGUAAUUGGUUAAUGAAGUGAUCCUCGAGUUGAGGGUGAAGACGUCACUCACAUGCUGUUGGGCGGAGACUGGGUGUGGCCUAAAGGGACUCUGGGUGGGGGUUGGCCUGAUGGGCGGGGCUUAAUGUAUGGAUAGUGGCAUUUUAUAAAUUUGGAUGCAUUUUUAUAUAUAUAUAUAUAUCUAUCUAACAGGAGGGCGGAGACAUGGCCACUGCCAACUGAGGGAGUGUUGACAUAGGUUGGCCAGGAAACCAAGUUAAUAUGCAUUUUACUUAUCUACCUCAGGCUCUAGAACCUCAGAGAAAAAAAAAAAAAGAA
Clupea harengus (Atlantic herring) is the source of this 2770-nucleotide messenger RNA. It is a transcript of the gene igf2bp3, whose product is annotated as insulin like growth factor 2 mRNA binding protein 3. Lineage: Eukaryota; Metazoa; Chordata; Actinopteri; Clupeiformes; Clupeidae. The record is from RefSeq and is a predicted model, not a curated record. Gene Ontology annotation, molecular function: RNA binding.